This is a messenger RNA of Desarmillaria tabescens, 243 nucleotides long. RefSeq lists its product as uncharacterized. The record is from RefSeq and is a predicted model, not a curated record. The coding region runs from base 1 to 243 and encodes 80 amino acids. The transcript is spliced from 4 exons. Lineage: Eukaryota; Fungi; Basidiomycota; Agaricomycetes; Agaricales; Physalacriaceae.
AUGAUUGCUUCCGUACUCCCACCACAGCCCGCCCUCAACGACGUUUCCACUACCAGAGAGGACUUGGAAGCUGCCAAGACCCUAGCCAAGGUCACCUCUCCCCCAGAGACGCCACUUUUCAUUUGCGCAUGUCAAGGUUGUUUUCGGCUCUUCCCUUCCCGUGAUCGCGUCAGUACUCACCGCAAACGAGAACACCCUGACACUCCUGACGAUGACUCUACUGUUAUUACCUGGAACGAGUGA